Molecule: messenger RNA, 672 nt
Organism: Funneliformis mosseae
Lineage: Eukaryota; Fungi; Glomeromycota; Glomeromycetes; Glomerales; Glomeraceae
Source: the annotation of a GenBank genome assembly
UUACCCUUCAUACCACAUUUUGGACCUUUUGAUGUCGCAAAACAUUGUUCUGGAUCUUCGCAAUUGACUACCCCACAGCUAAUUCCAGUAGCAAGAGGAGUAACGUCGUCAGGAAUAGGGGAAGAAAAAUUGGUAAAAAGGAGGAUGAUCAAUGUCUUUGUUAGACCAUUAGAUUAUAUUGGUAGCUGUAAUGAAGUUUUACCAUUUGAAUUAGAAUCAUCGAGUAAAAUAUUUUUACAACAAUUAUAUUGUGAUAAUGGACUGUGCAAGAAAAAAUUUAGUACAACCGACGAGAUUUGUUAUUCUUCAAAUCAAUGUUUAUCUCAAUUGUGCGGUGAUGCAACAGCGAUUCAACCAAUUGAUGGUAAUACGAUAUUCGAAGGAAAAACAUGUAUAUUCGAUAAUUUUGUAGCAUAUGAUCAACUAAAGGGGAAUAGAAGUUCGGAUUCAAUGGUCUUUGUGAUUAUAAUCCUAUUAAUAAUACUACUCGGUUUGAUAAUUUGUGGUUAUGCUCGUAGAUUAUUUAGAAAACAGGAAGAAAAUAGUGUUGAUAAUUAUUCACGGAGGGUAAUUGAUCCUGAAACUGGUGAAAUCACCACUUUAGGUGGAAGGGUAAGAAGAGGUGCUUCUAUCUUACUUAAUCGUGGUGGUUCUUUAAAUAGAUCAAAUAGC